AUGUUUCCUUCAGUUGAUCAUCGCCUUGCUAUCCUCACCGUCUUACCUGCUUCUGUUGUUGUCAUCACAUUGCUCAAGAGGAUCAUUGGGAACCGACAGAACAAACUUCCCCCUGGCCCCGUGCCACUCCCACUGUUAGGAAACGUCUUGUCUCUCGACACCAAGGCGCCAUGGUUGACUUAUACCGAAUGGGCUACUACUUAUGGAGACUUGUUUUUCGUGCGACUUCUAGACCAGGAAGUCGUGGUGAUCAGUUCUCAGCAGGUUGCAGAAGCAUUGCUGGACAAGCGUUCUCGCAUUUAUUCCGACAGACCAUACGUAGCCACGCUCGAGCCGUUUGGUUGGUCUGUCAACUUUGCAUUCACAGCUUAUGGUGACGAAUGGCGUCUUUGUCGACGACUCUUCCACCAAACUUUCCAUCCCGACUCCGCGCUCAAGUUUCGUCCAAUGCAGAUCACGCGGGCUCGUGAGAUGAUUGUCAAUCUAAUUGAUGACCCUCAACAUUAUCAUUCUCACUUCGCAACAUUCUCAUCAUCUGUUGCGAUGUCAGUGACAUACGGCUACCAAACCAGUCCUCGUGAUGAUCCUCUGGUUCGAAUCGUAGAAAAUGCAAUGGCUAUUGGCCUCGAGGUGAUCACCCCAGAGAGAGCAAUCUUACUUAAAAUCUUUCCCUUCUUUUUGAGAUUACCUGACUGGUGCUGGGGAUCAGCGAUCAAACGCGAUGCUCAAGUUUCGACCCAUCUCAUGGCUGAAAUGAAGGACCUUCCGUUUCAAUAUGCGCAGGACCAUAUGGCUGAAAACUUGUCCCUUGGCCAGGUUUCAAUGGUAUCAGAUAAUUUGCAACGGAUGGAGAAGCCAGAUCAGGCAUCAAAACCCAUCUUCGAGACUGCCUUAAAGAAAGCAGCGACUACUGCUAUUAUAGGUUCAUAUGAAACGACCACGUCGACCUUGAUGACUUUUGCUCUCGCCAUGGUAUUGUAUCCAGAUGUCCAGAGACGUGCACAAGCGGAGAUCGACUCAGUGGUUGGAGGAGAUCGCUUGCCUACAUUUGAAGACAGAGCCUCCCUACCCUACAUCGAAUCAGUCCUGCGGGAAACCUUGCGAUGGCAGCCCGCUGUACCCCUUGGUGUUCCACAUGCCACUAUGAGUGAUGAUACAUAUGAUGGUUAUUUCAUUCCGAAAGGAGCAACUGUCGUGUGCAAUACAUGGGGCAUCUCACGGGAUGAAAAACGGUACCCUGAUGCAUCUCGUUUUAUGCCGGAGAGGUUCUUAGACGUGAGCGGCGCACUAACGAACGAUAACCCCGCUGGAUAUAUUUUCGGCUUUGGCCGGCGUGGAUGUCCAGGCCGAUAUGCUGCCGAUGCCUCUCUGUGGUCCGCUAUUGUUACUAUGUUGGCCACGGUGGAGAUUUCUUCUGCCAAAGAUGAUCAGGGUAAAGUGAUCGAAUUCACCCCCCAAUUCACGACGGGAGCCACUCGCGCCCCUAUGGUCUUCCCUUGCAAUAUCUCAUCACGCUCUCGUACCCAUUCGGAACUUGUGCAUGUUUUCCAAACAGAAGUAUGA
Suillus discolor is the source of this 1563-nucleotide messenger RNA. Its product is annotated as cytochrome P450. The record is from RefSeq and is a predicted model, not a curated record. Gene Ontology annotation, molecular function: iron ion binding; oxidoreductase activity, acting on paired donors, with incorporation or reduction of molecular oxygen; monooxygenase activity. Bases 1 to 1563 code for a protein of 520 amino acids. NCBI's taxonomy places the organism in Eukaryota, Fungi, Basidiomycota, Agaricomycetes, Boletales, Suillaceae. The transcript is spliced from 13 exons.